AUGAAAGAACCUUGGGGCAUGUUUGGCGGUGUUAUUUUAAAGAGCGAGAAUUUUACAGGUUUAGGCGUUUUAUAUUAUCCGGUUCUUUCUUUUAUAAUUCAAAAGUAUUCCUGUGAAACAAUUAAGAGUAAUAUUUUAUUCUGGUAA
This is a messenger RNA of Vairimorpha ceranae, 147 nucleotides long. RefSeq lists its product as hypothetical. The record is from RefSeq and is a predicted model, not a curated record. Bases 1 to 147 code for a protein of 48 amino acids. NCBI's taxonomy places the organism in Eukaryota, Fungi, Microsporidia, Nosematidae. The transcript has a single exon.